This is a messenger RNA of Cyclospora cayetanensis, 1659 nucleotides long. Its product is annotated as transcription factor SPT20 homolog. The record is from RefSeq and is a predicted model, not a curated record. NCBI's taxonomy places the organism in Eukaryota, Apicomplexa, Conoidasida, Eucoccidiorida, Eimeriidae. The transcript has 5 exons. Gene Ontology annotation, cellular component: cytoplasm; cell septum. The annotation marks the transcript as partial. Gene Ontology annotation, biological process: establishment of cell polarity; positive regulation of G2/M transition of mitotic cell cycle.
AUGCAGCAACUGCAAGAACAACAGCAACAACAGCAGCAAGAACAACAACAGCAGAUGCAGCGGCAACAGCAGCGACAACGACAACAGCAGCAAGAGCAACAACAGCAGAUGCAGCGACAACAGCAGCGACAACGACAACAGCAGCAAGAACAACAGCAACAGCAGCAAGAACAACAGCAGCAAGAACAACAGCAGCUGCAACAACAGCAGCAACAACAACGGCUGCAACAACAACAACAGCCAGAACAACAACAACAGCAGCAAGAACAACAACAGCAGCAAGAGCAAAAACAGCAGCAAGAACAACAACAACAGCAGCAAGGACGACAACAACAGCAGCAAGAACAGCAAAUAGGAGAGCAGAGCAAACAGUCGGGCAGAUCAGUUCCUCGCCUGCUACCACGUUUUUGCAAGCGUUCCAGCUGCUCCCUUUGGGUAUGUGAGGGGGCCCUUAGCGGUUGGGUACCCCAGGGGGGCCCCUGUUGCGCUGCAGCUGCGGCAGCGGGGUCGUGGAAUGCAGCUCGUGGAUAUGCGGCAGGGGCAGCUGGUGCUGCUGCUACUGCAGAUGUGCUGAAGUUGCUGCUGCAGCAGCAGCAGCGGCGUCGGAUGCUGGCAGGUGAUCGUCUCUUGCUAGCCUUGGCGCUGAAGCCUACCGCUGCACACAGGCGACAGCUCGAACUUCUGGAUGUGCUGCUGCAAGAGGAACUGCACCAGCUGCUCCUAGAACACGGACUGGAGUCGAAGCAGGAGCAGCAGAAGAAGGCAGAGGAGCAGCAGGAGGCAGAGGAGCAGCAGAAACAUCAGGAGCAAAAACAGAAACAUCAGAAACAUCAGGAAAAUCCAGAAGGAAAGAGCUCAGCAGGCUUUCGCGCCGUUCAUCGGGAGGAGAAAAGAGGGGAGCCUUUGGCCUAUUUUACGUCCUCCAGCGACACUUCAGCAGUGGCUUUUUCCAAUGAAACACCUGAAGAAUCUUGCGCAUGUCGUGCUGAAACAGCCACGCUUCCACUGGAGGCCUUCGCGAAGCCUCUAGAGCUCUCUUCCCUGUUGUGUAAGAGUCUUCCAGUUCUCAUGGCGAACCCCCAGAAACCGACUGCUGCCAGGCAGGAGCUCACGCCAUCCGCACGAGAAUCUCCCCGUUGUCUCUCUGCCUUUGUCGAGGGUGCCACAACACUUGCUGGCUCCAGGAUGCGUAGGAGAAAGGCUGAGCUUCUACUCUCCAAGGCGGCUCUCAUCAGGGCAUUGCUUCCUGCAGGCGGGAUGGUGUCUGACGCGCACUGCCUCCUGGAAGCGAGGGCCCCUUCUUCCCAGGACCUUCUCCAGAGUAGUGCACUGGCAGAGGCAGUCUCAGGGGAGGAGCAACAACAGGAGCAGCAGCAGGAGCAACAGGAGGAGCAACAGGAGGAGCAACAGCAACAGGGGCAGCAGCAACAGCAACGGGAAGCUGACGAGGCUUCACGGCGGCUUUUCCAAUCGCGUGCUGUAGAUGCAGCUGUAGCGGAGUGGCUCCGGCUCUUAGGGUGCUGCCGUCUCUUGCAGCAGCAGAGGCCUUCAACAGCAGCCCACGGAAAUGCCUCGGUUCUUCGCGCGGUGCAAGACUUGGACAGGUGCUGGUUGCAGCGUCAAAUGGAGGAAACUCGGAGGCAGCGGCGGCACGAGCAG